Messenger RNA from Vanessa atalanta (red admiral), 5437 nucleotides. RefSeq names its product tetratricopeptide repeat protein 17. Gene Ontology annotation, cellular component: cytoplasm; actin cytoskeleton. NCBI's taxonomy places the organism in Eukaryota, Metazoa, Arthropoda, Insecta, Lepidoptera, Nymphalidae. The record is from RefSeq and is a predicted model, not a curated record. The coding region runs from base 107 to 3508 and encodes 1133 amino acids. Gene Ontology annotation, molecular function: protein binding. Gene Ontology annotation, biological process: actin filament polymerization. The transcript has 19 exons.
GGAUUUUGUUGUUUGUUUUCAUUGAAAUAAAAAAAAUAAUAAUCAUAAUAUUUUUAAAUUAACGUUAAGGACUUUUCAAAUAACUUAUACUUAAAAAAACUUAAUUAUGUUGUUCGCUAAGCUACCCUGUUUAUUUAUUGCGUGUGUAUUGUUUUUUUACGAGAUUCAUGCCUCUAAUCAUUGGAUGGUUACUGAAAGUGGCUUAAUACAGCCGAGGCUUGAUUCGCCGUUUGAAAUGGCCCGUCCUUAUGAUCUUUUAGCAUUCUUAAAUCAAGAACAACGGUGGGAUAGUAUAUCAGAUCUUUUUAAUGAUCUUAUAAAUAGACAAAUAGAGAUAGACAAGCUCUGGGCUAAUGUACGGAAAUAUACAGAUGUUGGAAGGCAGAUAGCCCAGAAUGAUGAUUGCAUAAAAGCCGGUAAUGUUAACAUAAUAGAUUGGUUUGCUGCUCUUCUAGAGGAUGGAUCUAAUAAAAUACAUCCAAAUGAAUUUUUACUCCCUAAUCCUUAUUAUGGUCCAAACAGCGAUAUACCUGAUUGUAAGCGAAUAUCAUCAUUACCAUUUAGUAUGACUGCCUUUGAGCACUUAGAGAGUCUGAGACACAGGGUAAAUUUAACAGCCAAUCCAGAAUUUGUGUUGCCAGAAUUAAUAUCACCCAUCAUGACUCUUGAUCAGUAUGGACACUGGCUGUCUGGGGUGCUUUAUCGUAAUAGUUCUUCCUGGUUACAUUACCACAUGGCAUCCCUAUAUUGGAGGGUUAGGGGCAGUGCUACGAAAGCUAUUGAAUGCUCACGCCGUGCUUUACAUUAUGUCCCGAGAGUGUUCAAAGAUGUAGCUCUAGGGAGUCUUGGAAUGGUUUUACAUCGUUGUGGUAAAACAAAUGAUGCUAUAGUUAUACUUAAUGCAGCUGUAGAGCAUGAUCCAAAGAAUUAUGUGAGUCAUUUUUCAAUUGCAAAUGCUUAUACCGUGAUUGGUGAAUUUAACACGUCAUUAAAAUUUUAUGACCAAACUUUAAAAUUGAAUCCGAGAAUGGAGUUGGCAAUUAGACAUAAAUAUGGGGUGUUAUGUCACGCAAAAUUAGCAGUCAGGAUAAAAGCGAUAAGGGAAACACUGAAUAAGCUACGUGGCGAAUUACAUGAUUACAAACAAAAGGAAGCUGCAUGGCCUAAAAUGCAAGCAGAAUUCUUAAGAACUUUAAAAAAUGGAGAAGACUUUGAUUAUAGAAAUAAGGAAAAGAACUCUGAGAAGAUGUCAUUGAUAACCGGUUUAGAUAUAAAGAAAUUAAAGAAUUAUAUAGAGAAAAAUUCUCUUAUAAAAUACUUCAUUGAUGGUCCAUUGUAUAGCGAUGAAACUUUGGGAAAACAGGGUAUCGAUGCUAUGGAGACCAUUUAUAACCUGGAGAAACUGAUUAAGAAUAUAAAUAAAAAUGGUCGCAAUGCCGCCGAAAUGUCAUUUCAGACUGAAAAACCAAUUGAAGUAAACAACUUUAAUGAUAAGCCUUCUCCUGCUCCAUCAAUUCCAGAUAACCCUUUUCCAAAUGAGGCUAAACCGGUACCACAUACCAACGAGAAGAAGGUUACAAAAACUCCACGAGAAUCUUUGUCUGAAUAUGAAACUGGUAUAUUUAUAUAUGCAUCGAUAACAAUUAAUAGAAACGUAGAAGAUUUUGACAAAGAGAUUGAGUGGCCGUCAGAUGAACUGUGCAAAAAUGUACCAAAGAUGCCUAAGAGUUUAGAUGCUGUCAUUCCAGUUUUCCUGCCUUUUGAGAAUAAAGGUAUAAGGUUUCGGUCUCUACUCACUGAGAAGUUGGGCGUGCCGCUAAGCGAGGAGCACGAGCUGCCGUGGCAUCCGCCCGUCUGCGCGCUCGACCGAGACGCCGCGCACUACGCGCACAAGAAGAACAGACAAAGUACUCCUGAAAUAGUAGAGACGGAUUUCAUGCGAACAAAACUUCUGGAAUAUGUCAGCGAUGGAAACGUCGAUGCGGCUAAGCAUAUGCAAGAGGCUGAAAUAGGCCAGCGUAUUUACGUAGCUAUGAAAAAGAAACUGGCCCCGAAAUGGAUGCUGCUCACACUUUCGUCUCUAUAUUGGAGAGUUCGCAAGAACAAUGUAAACGCUCUACAUUGUCUCCACAACGCCGUCCGCUGGGUGCAGGAGGAGUACAAAGACUUAGUGCUGGUGUCUCUGGGUUCGGUUUACCUCGAAAUGGGAUACUACGACGAGGCUUUGGCAACUGCUGAUGCGGCAUUCCGACUUAGUUUAUAUGAGCCCGCGACUAACUUCCUGCUGGCUCAGAUAAAUAUAAUGAAAAAGAACCACAACACGCACAUGUUCCACCUGAAGCAGACGCUGCGGGUGGAGGCGGGCUACAUGGACGGGCUGGCGCGGAACUUGCUCAGCAACUGGGCCUGCCUCCUGAAACAGCUCAGUAAUUUGAAAGAAAUGGAUAUGGGGGAGGGCGAUAUAUGUACGCACGUUAAACCCAUGGUCAACGUGGUGUGCGAGAAGGACGGCGAAAACUGCCAAAUGAGUAACAUACAGUGUUUCAGCAGCCACGAUAGAGCCGACACGAGCAAACUGGUGGUGCUACUAAAAGAAAAGGACCGCCACCAGACGCUGGACAACCUCGACGCGAGCUUCUUCGACAACUUCAUAAUCAACAGCCCGGCGGACAAGGCGGACCGCCUGGCGCACCACGCCAACUACGACACCAUGGUGCGCACCAUCGAGGGCGCGCUCAAGGGCUGCGGGCCCGCCGGCUGCCACAAUCUCAAACCGGAAGACAUGUCGAUGAAGGAGCAAGAUUGCUCGUAUCAUCACUUCCAGUUGGGCUACUGGCUGCAUAUCGUCAGUUUUAGACAACUGCUCACGGAUUCGGAUGUCCAAUUGCCGACAGAAAUAACAUUAGUGACACCUUCGAACAAAAAAGUGCCCGAAUGUCGUAUAAUUGGUGACCCAAUGGAAGACUUCGUCACUGAGAAACUGAACCGUGUAAGCACAGAAGACUGGGAGCCCGUGCUAAGUCUCAUGCAUCAGUUAGCAGAAAUGUUCGACUCAUUUGACUACGUUACCCUCGGAGCUAAGAUCGCUAAAUAUGUGGAAAUGCGGCCGAACUCGUGGACGGGCGCGCUGGUGGCGGGCUGGUGGUGCGGCGCGGGCGGGCGCGGCGCGUGCGCCGUGCGCUGCGUGCGCGCCGCCUACGCGCUGGCCUCGCGCGCGCACACGCACUACGCCCUGCGCGCGCUCGUGGCGCUGCUGCACGUGCAAUCGAAACAACUGGAUGCGAAGGAAGUCGCUUACUUGUCCUUCUACAUGUCGCCAAAGAGUAAGAUCGAAGCGUUCCUAGUUGCCGUCUCGCACUCCUAUCUCGCUGAGUACGAACAAGCCGUGUGGAUGUACCGCUACGCGCUCGCCUUCGACGAGAAGUUCAUUCCGGCGAAGGCGUGCCUGCACGCGACCAUGUGUCUCAUGUUCUAUGGCGACAAUCAGGGGAAAGCCAAGGAGGAAUAGAUAUUUUAAUUAAAUAUAUUAAAGGCAAGCCAUUAUAAAGGCUGGAUAUGUACCUACUUGAAAUAUACCUAAGAAAUUGUUGCGAACAUUAAGGUGCGUUUCUACUAAAAUAUUUUCUCAAAAAAAACAAACAAAAUAACUACUAUGCUUGCAUUUCUUCAGUCAAUACAAAACUUGUGUCGAUAACACGAAUGUUUACAAUUUUUCUUUAGUGGAGACGCAGCUUUGUGUUUAAUUUCGUUUGUAUAACAUCUUAUAUAAAGAUAAAUAAUCUGAAUGGGUAAAGUCUCUCUAAAUAGCUUCCUCCACAAGAUAUGAUACGAAUUAGCUUAAUAAUAUCAAUAUAAUCUAAAUGUUUAUACCGAUUUAUAAAUUAAAAAAAAAAUCAAGAUUAGCACAUUUAUCCAUAAAAUAUAAGGAAAAUAUUUUUUCCAUUUUUAAAUAAAUAAAUGUAAUCUAGAAUUAAGCAAACAUAGGUCUGUUUUUAUUGAAUCUUAGUGUUUUUUGUAUUGUUUAAGCUUAUCCGCCUCGAUGAAUUUAUGUUAUCAUUCCAAAUACUCGAUAUAACGGUAACCGAUGAGAUUUUAAAAUGUACUAAACUUUUAUUUUGCCGCAAGAUUCUAUUGAAUAGCUUAGAGGGCAAAUCACAAUCGACGAUGGUUCGAUCACAAAUGCCCAAUUACUAUUGUUGUUAUCAUAAGUUACUAAUUGCUAGUCGUAUUUUAUUAUUUUGUAUUUUAUUGGGAAAACAGUCGGGCUAAUGAUCCAUUAGAUGGAGAAUGGAUGGUAAGUGGUCACAGGCGGUCAUAGACUCUAUAACAACAAGAAAAAUAACCAUGGAACAAUAAGUUAUUAUGUCUCUUGUACCUGUAAUUUCACUGGCUUAUCCUUCAAAGCAACACAAAUAUAUUUUUAACGGUAGAAUGACUAAAAAGUGGGUGGUUCCCACCCAAUCACAAAGAACUACCACUGGUAUUUUAUUUAGUAAUAAUAAAAAUAAAAUAUGUAUAAGAAUAAAUAAUCGCCUUCAAUUAUAUUGUUUUUUAAAUCACAGAGUAUCUGGUGUGAGCUGUGCUUUGUAAUUUCUACAUAUAAUCUAUUACAAUGGCAAGAGGAGUAAACAUAAAUAAACAACUUUGACCUUGAAUUGACAUGACAUCAAAUCAAAUCAAAUCAAUUAUCAUUGGACGAGAUCUAUAAUUAUCUAUGAUAUUAAUAUUCAUUAUGGUUUCGUGAAACACUGGUGUUUUUAAUGUCAGUGAAAUUAUCAUCGGAUCUAGGAUCAAAUAGUAUUUUAUAUAAAUAAUAAUAUUUUAAUCAAGAUUGGUUUUUACGGCAUAGCUGAAACAUUUGCGAAUAGUAUAGAAUACGUAAAUCUAAGUUCAUUUAUCUUUCCUCCUCCUGCCGUUGGGAUAAACUAUAAUGAUGUUAUGUUAUGCUAUUUUAUGAGUGUAUUAAAAAUUACAAUUUUAAUAAUUUACAUUGAAGAGCUGGGAGUUUAUAUGAUUGAACACGUUCCGAUUAGAUGAUUGCUGUUUUGUACAAUAGUCCGUUUAUUGGAAAAGCUAAAGUAAAGUUUUUAACUAUAAACGUCGAUUAUAAUAGCAAACUAUGUAAUUGGUGUGUUUAAUGAAAAUUAACGGGGAUGAACCCGCAGGUCACAGCUACUCAUAUAUAAUCAGCUUAAUACGGGUCAUAGCGUAAGCUUAAAGCGUUCUACGUUAAUAUUAUAUCGAAUUGGACUUAUUUUUUUCCAAAUACACAAAAAGUGUUUGUGAUUUUUUUAUGCAUUUGCAAACGUCUGUUUAUUGUUUGAAAAAUGUAAACUGUUUCACGUUUAAUAUUUUUUAACGUAAAAAAAUUAUAUUCAUUUGCACAUGUAGUACAAUGUACUAAGACUGACCGAACUUAUUUUUUAUUUUUGACCAA